AUUUUAAUAAAGAUUCCGUGAACUCACACGACACGAGUUGAGAUAAUUUUUUUUGGAUCAAUUUACAUCAUAAAUAUAAAACUUUAAAAGACAAACAAAUUAGAAAUGGAGAAAAUUUCCAACCUUCCAAAUAAUCCAAACUGUAGUUAUUACUUCUAUUGAAAUAUUGAAGAAACAAGUUCUUAUUCUUUCUUCAACAGCUUCAAGCUUCAUCAUAUGAUUAUUAUUGAAGGUUUCAUCCAAAAUUCUCCAAAUUUCUAGAGUUUUGUCAUCUUUGUUCAUACGAAAAUGCCAGUAAUUGUAGAUAGACCUUUGAUUUACACCUUAAAUCCUUGCUAUAAACCUAAUUAUUACUGCCAUGGAUUAAGCUACUUCUGUUCAUCUUCUUUUUCUAGGGUUUCUCUCUCCAAUUUCAUAAGACAUUCAUCAUCACCGCACACUAUGUAUCGACAAGUUAGGGUUUCAAUUUACAGAGAUUUGUACAAUUCCUCUUUAAUUCGAAAGAGUAAUUCCGGAAUUCGAGCAAAUAGUUCUUGCGAACAUGAUUCAAAUUCGACAUCAAGCUCGUCAUCAUCGUCGGAUAAAAGCGACACAAAACAAGUGAAUAAAGAAGCAUCAAACUCGACUUCUUCGUCGCAAUCGUCGUCCUCCUCGUCAAGGAGAGAGAAAGAGGGAAAAAGUUGGUUCAGAGGUACCGGAGGAAAAUGGCGAUGGCAGCCAUUGAUACAAGCUCAAGAAAUUGGGGUUUUACUUUUACAAUUAGGGAUUGUGAUGUUUGUUAUGAGAUUACUUAGGCCUGGGAUUCAAUUACCAGGGUCCGAACCGAGGCCUCCGACGAUGUUUGUUAGUGUACCUUAUAGUGAAUUCUUGAAUAAGAUUAAUGGUAAUCAAGUUCAGAAAGUUGAGGUGGAUGGAGUUCAUAUACUUUUCAAGUUAAAGAAUGAGGGUUCAAAUGGUGCUGUGGAAAUUGAGUCGAAGGGGAGUGAGAGUAGUUUUCAGGAUUCAGAGUCUUUAUUGAGGAGUGUGGCGCCGACCAAGAGGAUAGUCUAUACUACAACUAGACCAGUUGAUAUAAAGACUCCUUAUGAGAAAAUGCUGGAGAAUAAUGUUGAGUUUGGUUCCCCUGAUAAACGAUCAGGAGGGUUUUUAAAUUCAGCUUUGAUAGCCUUGUUCUAUGUUGCUGUUCUAGCUGGACUUCUCCAAAGAUUCCCAGUUAAUUUUUCACAGCAUACAGCGGGUCAGCUUAGAAACCGUAAAUCAGGGAGUUCUGGUGGUACCAAAGUAUCUGAGCAAGGAGAAACCAUCACUUUUGCAGAUGUUGCAGGUGUGGAUGAAGCUAAAGAGGAAUUAGAAGAAAUUGUGGAAUUCUUAAGGAACCCUGACAGGUAUAUACGACUUGGAGCACGCCCGCCUCGGGGUGUUUUGCUGGUUGGUCUGCCAGGGACAGGUAAGACUCUUCUGGCAAAGGCUGUUGCUGGGGAAGCAGAAGUUCCAUUCAUUAGUUGUUCUGCUAGCGAAUUUGUUGAACUCUAUGUCGGCAUGGGGGCAUCACGGGUGCGUGAUCUCUUUGCUCGUGCAAAGAAAGAAGCACCUUCAAUCAUAUUUAUUGAUGAGAUCGAUGCAGUUGCUAAGAGUCGUGAUGGCAAAUUUCGGAUAGUGAGCAAUGAUGAGCGAGAACAAACGCUAAACCAGCUGCUGACAGAGAUGGAUGGAUUUGAUAGCAAUUCGGCUGUAAUUGUUCUUGGAGCAACUAAUCGUGCUGAUGUCUUAGAUCCUGCUCUUCGUAGGCCUGGGAGGUUUGAUCGAGUGGUUAUGGUGGAAACGCCAGAUAGGAUUGGAAGGGAAUCCAUAUUGAAAGUGCAUGCUUCGAAGAAAGAGCUUCCUCUUGGGGAUGAUGUUGAUCUUAGUGACAUUGCUUGUAUGACUACUGGUUUCACAGGGGCAGACCUUGCCAAUUUGGUAAAUGAAGCUGCUCUGCUGGCUGGUAGACAGAAUAAAUUUGUUGUGGAGAAAAUCGAUUUUAUACAAGCUGUGGAGCGAUCAAUAGCAGGGAUAGAGAAGAAAACUACGAAAUUGCAGGGAAUUGAGAAGGCUGUUGUUGCUCGUCAUGAAGUUGGCCAUGCAGUUGUAGGGACUGCAGUUGCAAAUCUUCUUCCUGGACAACCUCGAGUUGAGAAGUUGAGUAUAUUGCCAAGGUCUGGAGGUGCAUUGGGUUUUACUUAUAUCCCUCCCACAAAUGAAGACAGAUAUCUUCUUUUUGUGGAUGAGCUUCGAGGGCGACUAGUUACACUUCUUGGAGGUCGUGCAGCAGAAGAAUUCGCUUAUGCAGGACGAGUGUCAACUGGUGCACUUGAUGAUAUCAGGAGAGCUACUGAUAUGGCGUACAAAGCAAUAGCAGAGUAUGGUCUUAGCGAAAACAUUGGUCCAUUAUCUUUAGCAACACUAUCUGGUGGUGGGAUUGAUGAUUCAGGGGCUGCUCCUUGGGGAAGGGAUCAGGGGCAUCUUGUUGAUCUUGUUCAAAGAGAGGUACAAGCACUUCUGCAGUCAGCACUUGACAUGGCAUUAUGUGUUGUACGUGCUAAUCCUAAUGUUUUGGAAGGGCUGGGUGCUUAUUUAGAAGCGAAAGAGAAAGUGGAAGGCGAAGAACUACAAGAAUGGUUAAAAAAGGUGGUUGCACCAGCUGAACUCUCAGUGUUCAUUCAAGGCAAGCAAGAGGCUUUUCUCCAACUACAACGAGUGCCUGAAUGAGAGUUACAACUUUGGCAUUCAAAAACUCGGAUGCAAGAAUUGGUUGUUUUAUAGGUACUAGUCGACACUUGAUUUGCCGUUUUACUCCUGUAUACACACACCCUUCUCUUUCUUCCAGGGAAAUGCAUUUUUCUGCAUAAAACCGACAUCAACUUCCUCUGUAACACUUUAAAGGGUUGAAAUUGGAAGCAUUGAAGCACUGAUGAUUGCUUAGAAGACUGUAAAAGAGAUGAAAUGGACAGUGCUGUAAUUUCAUUCACAAAAUGAUCAGCUUUGUAUGAUAUCUAAAUUUUUCUGUAUAUGUAAUUAUUUAUUUCAGGAAAAUAUAGUUUGAUACUAUGAUUGUAACCUGUGCUUUUCUGUAUAUACUUAGCCCCAUCUUUGGAAAUAUCAUUUAUAAAUCAGUUUCAAAUC
This is a messenger RNA of Amaranthus tricolor (Joseph's coat), 3162 nucleotides long. RefSeq names its product ATP-dependent zinc metalloprotease FTSH 9, chloroplastic-like. The coding region runs from base 289 to 2748 and encodes 819 amino acids. The transcript is spliced from 13 exons. The record is from RefSeq and is a predicted model, not a curated record. Gene Ontology annotation, cellular component: membrane; chloroplast thylakoid. Gene Ontology annotation, biological process: proteolysis. NCBI's taxonomy places the organism in Eukaryota, Viridiplantae, Streptophyta, Magnoliopsida, Caryophyllales, Amaranthaceae. Gene Ontology annotation, molecular function: ATP binding; zinc ion binding; metalloendopeptidase activity.